This is a messenger RNA of Dicentrarchus labrax (European seabass), 6595 nucleotides long. It is a transcript of the gene clmpb, whose product is annotated as CXADR like membrane protein b. Gene Ontology annotation, cellular component: cell surface; cytoplasmic microtubule; membrane. The transcript is spliced from 7 exons. Lineage: Eukaryota; Metazoa; Chordata; Actinopteri; Moronidae. Bases 370 to 1545 code for a protein of 391 amino acids. The record is from RefSeq and is a predicted model, not a curated record.
GCAUUUUGUGCAGCGGAGGAGGAAAGGAGGAGAGACUGCUGAGGUGGAGACAGAGGGGACCCUGAGACAACACGUCCCACGCCAGAGCCAGACAGCCAGGGAACUUUGAUUUGACGCCAAGUAGCCCGCGACGAAAAUGACGAUGAAGAGCAAGAGCCACGUUUCUUCUUCUUCUUCUUCUUGGGAGGCUUAGACAUGUCGGGCGUGUGCAACAUAUGAUGUCCUUGGACUCAUGUGCUCAAUGAAGAUUUAUUUGUCUGUGAUUUCGCUCUUCCACUCGCUGAUGGUGCCGCUCCGUUGUGCCUGCACUUAGGUCAGCCGAAUGCAUUUGAAGGCAGUCUGAGCGCAUUGUUUCCAGCUCCGUUGCAUAUGGGAUUUCCAGCCGUGAUGUCUGCAAUAUUUCGCUCUUUGUUUCUCGUUCUGUUCAGCCUGCUGUCAGUGGGUGCCCAGACGGAGAUGAAGAAGGUCGUUGGGGACAAUGCCACCUUACCAUGCCACCAUCAGUUCCCGUCGUCCAGCUCUCUUGACAUCGAGUGGCUACUGCAGAAGCCAAACUCCAAACAGAAAGUGAUCAUUACCUUCUUUGGGGGCCAGGUGUACACCAAUGAGGCGACGGGCAGUGAGGCCAGCCGCCUGUCCUUUGCCGGGGAGUACCUGGGUGGAGACGCCUCCCUGCUGAUCAGUGACCUGCUGCUGACCGACUCCGGGGAAUACUACUGUAAAGUCAAGACUGGGGGAAAGUACCACUGGAGCCAGGUCAACCUCAUUGUGUUGGUCAAACCUUCCAAGCCGAGGUGCUGGAUGGAUGGCAAACUCCUUGAGGGCAGUGAUGUGAAGCUGAGCUGUAAGUCCAGCGAUGGUUCUGAUCCCAUCAACUACAAGUGGGAGCGAGUGCUGGACAAAGGCAAGAGUCUGGGCAAAUUGCCAAACCUGGCACUGAUAGAUCUCAAGAACCCAGAGAUUGUGACCCUGAGGAAUCUCACCAUGGACAGCACAGGUGUCUACAGGUGCACAGCCAGCAAUGACGUGGGAGAGGAAAACUGCACCAUUGAAGUCACAAUGCAGCAUGUGAGGGAUGUAGGUAUGGUAGCAGGUGCAGUGGUGGGAAUAUCCCUGGGUGUCCUCAUUGUCAUAUUAAUCAUCUGGCUCGUCUUCCGGAAGAAAGAGAAGAAGAAGUACGAGGAGGAGGAGACCCCAAAUGAGAUCAGGGAGGAUGCCGAAGCUCCCAAGGCCAAGCUAGUGAAGCCCAACUCCCUGUCCUCGUCCCGUUCCGGCAGCUCACGCUCCGGUGCCUCCUCCACCCAGUCCAUGGUGCACAACAGCGCCCAGCGUGGUCACCGCCCCCGCCCACCUGCCGUAGCAGCUCUCAAGGAAAAUGGACAGCCUCCAGGCUUCCCCCAGUCCCCUCCAGCCUACACCACAGUGGUGCCCCCCAAGACCCCCGAGCCCCCUGCAACUCCCAAAUACAACUCCAGGAACAUCUCUGGGCCCACACCCCCAACCCUCAUGGUCCCUGCCCAGACCAAGGCCUUUCAGACUGUGUAGGACUGAAAGCCAACCCCUUCCUUCAGCCAUGUGAGACUCCCAUCCUUGCCCAAACCCCUUAGCCCCCUCCAAAAGACUAAGACUCUUCCAUAAACAAAGAAAUGCAACUAGUUAAAAGGAUGUAAUUAAAAGAAUCAAUACUAUAAGUCCAAAAGUACUUUUAAUGAAUGCAUACAUAAAAAGGGAGAAUAAGACAUGCUUGCCCCCUACUGAAUUACAUAAAACAACAAAACAAAAGAAAAAACAAGACCCGAGAUGCAACACUGUUUGUGUCUCAUUGCUAAAGGCAGAACUUAUUUUCUGAGUUCCUUCUUUUGGCUUUUCUGAGGCAUAGGGAAGCACCAUGUGCAGUGAGGUGGAAGGAGCCCCCUAGUAGCACUUUUAUUUAUUUAUCAAAUCAAAGAAUUAGGCAUGCAGUGGAGAAAAAGAGGGGAAAACAGGGAAAGGCUGGAUAAUGAAGUAGAACUCUGAGUCAAGUACCAAUGGAGUCAUACAGCUGUUGUGCUUGGGUUGUCAACAAAUAGGAGAUGGAUACAAGCGGGGUGGAAACAAGGAGGAAGAAAGUACUGACAGCUGAAAGACAGCUACUGAUUUUUUCUUUUUUCUGGGAGAGGGUGGCGGGGCAUGUGGGGUGAUUCUCUGAUUCAUGUCACCCUGCACCUCCAACUAGCUGCUCCCAGCACCUGCUCUGAAACCACAAACCCCUUUGUCUCCCUGUGGGCUGGGCCCGAUUGUGCCCAUCCAUGUGGACAGACACAGUGCGCUGCGUGUGCAUCAUCUGCCUCAGUGCUCUCGGUCUUUCGUGCUCUCAUAACGGACCCGUGAGAAACCACAGCGGUCCUGAGAGUAACUCGGCUGACUCACAAACAGCUCAUCUGCUUUACCAAUCAGCAGGGGAAACUUCAGGUACAAGGAUGUUGCAUUGACAGUGGAGUCGAAUCAAUGGAGUUGUUACCCCCUCCCCUCCCACAUCCUCUCUACAUCUAUGGACAUCCUUUUCUGGUACUGAAUAUCUUCCCUGAAUUAUUAAAUAGUAUGUAUUAGGCCUAUAGCGAGUCAAUACUUUAAAUAUAGGGGUUAAGCAUCUAUUAGACCAGCUGGACUUGUUUUUAUUUUAUUUUGUUUCUGUUCUCCUGUGUCUCUUCUCUCUGAACAGGUUGUAAAGGGUGACAGACAGCCGUGUGUCCAUUCAUCCAUGUUAAAAAGUGCCACCAAUCCCUAGGAUGGGUUAUAUUUGUUGCUUUUUUACUCUUUUGUUUACCUGCUACAUUUCUGAACUGAAACCAAAAUCUGUCACCAUGAAUGUGUGAUGUACAACGAUGGUGGAUCCCAUUAUUUUCAGCUUCCUAUAAGGUGCGGAAUCAAUAUUCGAGCUACGGCACAAAGAAAUGACCUUGACGUUCAAUUUUACAAUUACUAUGUCUGAAUGAAGGGAGCGAGGAGUAUGAUUCUAGACUUAAAUUGUAUAGGGUGUGUAUGGUAUCAUUGUCAGUGCUCUCCCUGGAUCCAUAACAAUGGAGUGGCACUCGAUUGCUGUCUCGCUGAAUCACGGGGUCCUGCUUGGUUAUUGGUCGAGCUGUGCAAGCCAAUCCUCAGUUGUCGCAUCCUCCUACAGACCCAGUGCAGUUUGAUUGAAAGUAUCUGAAAAAAGGGCAAGUAGCCUAUCUAGUGUGCCUUUGCAAUCCCUCUUCCCUUUGAUGGUUUCUUUCUUUGUCCUUAUCUUCAGCACACCAGUGGUUAAGUCUCUGUUCACAUCCAGCUUUGAGGGUCAACAGUAGCAAAUGCUGAGAGAUACAACUUCACAAACUUGCCCUAGUAAUAACAGACGCAGCCUAGGGAGCACCAAGCAGAGUGAAUUAUCCAUGGUGAGAAAGCAAUCCCAUGCCAUGGGACAAUGUACUGUACAUUCUGUAAUCAGUCUUGUUUUAUAUUGUACAUACAGAUAGAUAUACGCACAUGAUGUCAUUUAAUUUAAUAAAUAAGGGUAUGUGAGGGGAGAUAUACCCCUUGCAAAAGAGUCAAAUGGGACCCAAAAGUGAAAUUAAACCUUGUGUCUUUUGUACACAUGUUGUGUUAAAAAAGUUAAGCCCCCUAUAAACAAAUAUUAUCAUAUGUAAUGGCAAAAAAAUAAAUUAGUGAUUAAAUUGAAUCCAAAGCAAGAUAUCUUCACUUUAACUAUUGGCCAGAUUCUCUUGAGUUUUUGUAUGGAUUUUAUCGAUCAGCUGGGAAUAAUUUCUUAGUGACCCCGUGACCUUAAGAACCACCAUUCCCUCUUGGCUAGAUAUUGGGCACUGACAAGCUAUUUCAAAAAGUGCCAAAUUUCCAUAAAAUCUGCUACGAGUAUUUAUAGUCAACACACAACCCUGACCUUUAAUCUGACACACCAUAUAGCUAAAAUUUCUACUUGUGCACGAGAUAGUUCCAUUGGCAGAUUGUCAUGAAGUUUUGUAAGCAUGCGUCAAAGGAAAUGAGCAGUUUUUUAUUUUAAUGCCUUUACUCUCAGGACAAACCUAACAAUUUAAGCUCCACUGUUGGUUCUAAGAGCAAAUUAUCAGUAUGCCCAACAAUUUAAUAUUAUAGCUCGUAAUUAUUAUUGCUAUUUAGAGACUUGUUUAGUCUUGUUUCACUUAUAAAUCACUCAUAAAUCUAAACUUUCUCUCACUACAGUAAAAAAUAGGUCACAUAAGAUGAAAAAACUCGUAAAACAACAUCUGCCCGAGAAGCACAUGUGGUUUGACUUCACAUGCGGGAUUUCACGUGUGACUUAACUGUAAGGGACAUAAUAAGAAAAAUGCCUUUUAUAUUCAACGAGAGACAGCAGUUCAUAUUUGAGCAGGGAAGCUACUGUGUGUGUGUGUGUGUGUGUGUGUGGGUUUGUGUGUUUGUUUGUUUGUGUGUCUGGGCGUGCGUGCUUGCAUGCAUCCGUGCAUGUUUGUGAAUGUGUGUGAGUGUGUAUGUGUGGGUGUGUGCAUGUAAAUUCAGUAUAAGCCCUUGGGCCACACCCACACAUCCUCAUGUUAGCCAUUCAAUGAGUGAGAGGGAAACAGUCAGGCAAAGUAACCUCUAUCCAAAUUGAUAUGACUGCAGACUGGCAGUGUUUAUUUUAGUUUUCACUGACUUAUAUGCCUAUUGCACUUGGCUUCACAGACAGCAGUCAUGUUUUUGCUUGUGGGGGUGGUGUCUCGAGACAAAGCACGUCCAUAAUUCAUAACUAUUGUCAGCUCUGGAGGCCACUUGUUUGCUCCCUCCCUGCUCUUGCUGUCUCUUAACAUAGAAUGCACGUGGCCCUGGGUGUACUGAUGGCAUCUCAAGGCGCACACAUGCACACACACACACACACUCAAUACAAACAGGUAAAAGUUGUAUAUACACACACAUCAACAGGUACACGUGGCACAUUCAGAUCCACACGGGUGUGUGCUUCAUGCACAGUCACAGUUGCACAUACACACGAGCACACACACACACACACACACACACACACACACACACACACACACACACAGGCACACACAGGCACACACAGUUUGCACAAACAAAAGCCCAAACAGCCAUCCUUGUUAUUUCGGCUCCUUCAGAAUCAAUUUGAUGGAUCGAAUGUCUGGAGGUAUUACGACUGACUGAUGGAACCAGGUUUCUAAAUGCAGCACAGAAAGGGACACUCUACACUGCAUCACCCAGGGGACACACACACACACACACACACACACACAUACACACACACACACACACACACAGAUAUACAAAAACAGCUACUGUAACAUAACACACACACAUGCAUGCACAUGCAUUCAGAAAGACAGACACUGCUAUGCAUUUUAAUAAUCUGGAUAGCAUAUGCGACUUUUUCAUGGGAAUCUGCAAGAGUAGCACUGGGAAUCAGGAGAGGUAUAACAGGAUUGAUAUUGAGCCAGGGCUGUAGGCCGUUGCCAUUGAAAUUCCCUCCACCACAGAUGAAAGUAGCAAUGGAGGUGGAGGGUGGGAUGCAAGUCUUCCAGCUGUUAAAUUCCUCCAACCUUUUUGAUUUGCUUUCCAGCAACUGCAAGUCUCAGGUGGCAGAUUCCCCAGUUUAUGAGCCCUCGCGUUGCAUCUCUCCUCUCAUGUGUGCAGCUUUGUGGCCUGACAAACUUGCGCUCUUUCCAACAAAUGAAUUUUAAGGCGCUUUUGUCAGUUCAGUGGAGAGUGGAGGAGGAAAGUCUUAACACACCUCAAAGUGUUAGCAGCACAUCCAAUACCAUUCUUAAAACAGUAACCAUCAGCACUAUAUAUUGUCUUAUUAUCAACACUCAAAGGUGCAGUAAACAUGAACCCAUUCAUGGUUAUCCUGCGUUAUAUGAUAGGAGUAUGAACCUCAUGUAGCCACAGUGUUUUACGUUCUAUUAAGCAGUUUUAUUUCUGAUUAAAACUGUCGAACAGGGCAAAGUAAUGCUCAGAUUUUGUGGUUUGGGGAAUGUGAUAUUAUUGCUUAUGAAAGAGGAGAUGGGUGGGGCUGUAGUCAACCUCAAGAGGAAAGCAAAGGUACCUGCAUGUCAUAGGAGAUUGAGCAGACGAAAGGGAAUGCUUUGCUUUGAUGUAACAUAACUGUAUUCGGCAAAAAAUAGUAAAAAAAAAAAAAAAAAAAAAAAAAAGAAAAUCUACAAUUGUAAAUAUAUUCACAGAAAAUUUUAUUAAGCUUUAUUUUUGUCUUCUUCUUUAUUUUGAAUUUAUCAUCCAUGUACUUUGCACUUUUUUGUGUGCUGUGCUCAUCACCAGCCUGUGUGGGUUCUGUGUGGUUGGCUGUUUCUCUUGACUGCAUUGUUUCAAUGUCAGGGGGAGAGACACUCAGCGCGGCGUUACUAAAGGGAAAUGUAAGACACUUUUGUUUUCUUUAAUCUCAUCUGUUUUUUCUGCCGUGGCUUCUCUUUUGGUUUUGUAAAACAGUACAGAAUUUUUUUUUGUUUGUUUGAUGAAAACAAUCCAUGUAAAUAUCACAAGUAAAAAAAAUGUAUAUUUUUACGACUUUUGAGUUAUUACUCUUUCAUUUGCAAAUAAAAUAUUCAAUGACAACUUA